GCCCCUAUUUCCUUGUGUCUCUGCCCCCUCCUCCGGAAAAGAGGAUCCCACUUUUGAAACAAUUAGAACCCGAAGCACCCUGCCCAAGACGAAGCCCGACGGGCUGCUGUGCGUGUGCUGUCCUUUCUUGCAAUUUAUUCUGGGCCUGUGUGGAAUAGAAAGACAAUUCUUUCUUUGACUGGUAGGAAAGAAAAGAGAAGACUCCUCAGGGUUUCCAAGGAAGACUGGAGCGGCUGCUUUAGUAAAGAAAAUGGAGACUCAAAGAAGUAAAGCACCUGCCUCAACGCUACAGUGACGGGAAAUCUUGAGGAGCUUGACACUUUUCAUCCUACAGACAUUAACCAUCUUUUGGGGGUAAUCUAUACAUUGGAAUACAGAGCAGUCAGUUCCUGGCUCGUGAUAUUCUAGUUAAGGCGUCUGCCUGACAGCAUGUUGGCACCAGCACGGAGGGAAGCUAUGGACUUCAGCUCCAGGUUCCUGUCCUGAGACCACCACAGAAUGUGCCUUGGACAAAGGCUUGGACUCCUGGAACAUUCAGUGACUUCAAAAAUCUGGUCUCAGGGUGGUGAACUUUUUCUUUGAGUUCCUAACCUGUGAGCUUCUGAUAAUGGUGCCUGCCAACUAAAUGAAUAACUGUGGUUUUGAACAUCUCGAGGCCAGGGACUGUGUCUGAAUAUACUGACAGUUGUUAACACUGGGAGACGUCUGGUGAACACCCGUGGGAUAUAAAGAACAAGCUCUGAAAGUGUUCCAGCUGAAACUUCAGAUCAGACAGACCCGCUGCAGCUUCACAGGCAGUGACCCCCAAGCUGCCGGCGCGCACUGCUGCCAAGCGCAAGGAUGGUGCACGUAGCCAGGCCACUGCUGCUGCUGCUAGCUUUCCUCCUCCACGCGGACGCUGAGACACCUCCAAGGUUUACACGAACUCCUGUUGACCAGACUGGGGUCUCUGGUGGGGUUGCUUCUUUCAUUUGUCAAGCUACUGGAGACCCAAGACCAAAAAUUGUCUGGAACAAAAAAGGGAAGAAAGUCAGCAAUCAGAGAUUUGAGGUAAUAGAGUUUGAUGAUGGAUCUGGAUCAGUUCUCAGAAUACAACCGUUACGGACUCCAAGGGAUGAGGCCAUUUAUGAAUGUGUGGCCUCGAAUAAUGUGGGAGAAAUAAGUGUAUCCACCAGACUCACAGUUUUACGUGAGGAUCAAAUUCCCCGGGGCUUCCCUACCAUUGACAUGGGCCCACAAUUGAAGGUGGUUGAGCGUACACGCACAGCCACCAUGCUUUGUGCAGCCAGUGGGAAUCCAGAUCCAGAAAUCACUUGGUUUAAAGAUUUCUUACCUGUGGACACAAGCAACAACAAUGGGCGUAUUAAGCAGCUACGAUCAGAAUCCAUUGGUGGUACACCAAUAAGAGGCGCCCUUCAGAUCGAACAGAGCGAAGAAUCUGACCAAGGAAAAUAUGAAUGUGUUGCCACCAACAGCGCAGGCACUCGCUAUUCUGCCCCUGCCAAUUUAUAUGUCAGAGAGCUGCGAGAAGUUCGUCGUGUACCACCAAGAUUCUCUAUCCCACCCACUAAUCAUGAAAUCAUGCCAGGGGGAAGUGUUAAUAUCACCUGUGUGGCCGUGGGGUCACCGAUGCCUUAUGUAAAGUGGAUGUUGGGGGCAGAAGAUCUGACACCUGAAGAUGACAUGCCAAUAGGAAGAAAUGUCCUAGAACUGAAUGAUGUCCGACAGUCAGCAAAUUACACCUGUGUAGCUAUGUCCACACUGGGUGUCAUUGAAGCAAUAGCACAGAUCACUGUCAAAGCCUUACCCAAACCUCCAGGAACUCCUGUUGUGACUGAGAGCACAGCAACAAGCAUCACGUUAACAUGGGACUCUGGGAACCCUGAGCCAGUCUCUUACUAUAUCAUUCAGCAUAAACCUAAAAAUUCUGAAGAAGCUUACAAAGAAAUUGAUGGGGUGGCAACCACUCGCUACAGUGUGGCUGGUCUGAGUCCCUACUCUGAUUAUGAGUUUAGGGUUGUCGCCGUCAAUAACAUUGGGCGAGGGCCUCCCAGCGAGCCUGUGCUAACUCAGACCUCAGAGCAGGCACCAUCCAGCGCUCCGAGGGAUGUCCAGGCACGCAUGUUGAGUUCCACCACCAUUUUGGUUCAGUGGAAGGAACCUGAGGAACCCAACGGACAGAUCCAAGGAUAUAGAGUUUAUUAUACAAUGGACCCCACACAGCAUGUUAACAACUGGAUGAAACACAAUGUAGCUGACAGCCAAAUCACUACUAUUGGCAACCUAGUGCCCCAGAAAACAUAUUCUGUCAAAGUCCUGGCUUUUACCUCAAUUGGAGAUGGUCCUCUUUCAAGUGACAUACAAGUCAUCACUCAGACAGGAGUACCAGGGCAACCACUGAACUUCAAAGCAGAACCUGAGUCAGAAACAAGUAUUUUGCUUUCUUGGACACCUCCACGUUCAGAUACUAUUGCCAACUAUGAACUGGUCUUCAAAGAUGGGGAACUUGGAGAAGAGCAACGAAUUACCAUUGAGCCAGGAACAUCUUAUAGACUGCAAGGACUGAAACCAAACAGCUUGUACUAUUUCCGUCUGGCUGCACGGUCUCCACAAGGCCUGGGUGCUUCAACAGCUGAAAUAUCAGCCAGAACCAUGCAGUCAAAGCCGUCAGCUCCUCCUCAAGACAUUAGUUGCACCAGCCCAAGUUCCACUAGCAUUUUGGUAAGUUGGCAACCUCCACCUGUGGAAAAACAGAAUGGGAUUAUCACUGAAUACUCAAUCAAGUACACGGCAGUGGACGGAGAAGAUGACAAACCUCACAAAAUUUUGGGAAUUCCUUCGGACACUACUAAGUACCUUUUGGAACAGCUGGAAAAAUGGACUGAGUACCGGAUCACCGUGACAGCCCACACAGAUGUCGGUCCUGGCCCGGAGAGCUUGUCUGUGUUGAUUCGAACAGAUGAAGAUGUUCCUAGUGGUCCUCCUCGCAAAGUCGAGGUAGAGGCUGUCAACUCAACAUCUGUUAAAGUCUCAUGGCGCUCGCCUGUGCCCAAUAAACAGCAUGGCCAGAUAAGAGGAUACCAGGUGCAUUAUGUGAGGAUGGAAAACGGUGAGCCCAAGGGCCAGCCCAUGCUGAAGGACGUCAUGCUGGCUGAUGCACAGUGGGAAUUUGAUGAUACUACUGAACAUGACAUGAUCAUAUCUGGGCUACAGCCUGAAACUUCCUACUCCCUCACUGUCACAGCCUAUACCACCAAAGGAGAUGGUGCUCGCAGCAAGCCUAAACUUGUGUCCACCACUGGGGCAGUUCCAGGGAAACCCCGGCUUGUGAUUAACCACACUCAGAUGAAUACCGCACUCAUUCAGUGGCACCCUCCUGUGGACACAUUUGGACCUCUUCAAGGCUACCGCCUCAAGUUUGGCCGGAAGGAUAUGGAGCCUCUCACUACUCUUGAAUUCUCUGAAAAAGAAGAUCACUUUACAGCUACAGACAUCCACAAAGGCGCUUCGUACAUCUUCAGACUCUCAGCCAGAAACAAAGUGGGCUUCGGGGAGGAAAUGGUGAAGGAGAUCUCUGUUCCAGAAGAAGUCCCAACUGGAUUUCCUCAAAACCUUCAUUCAGAAGGCACCACUUCAACCUCCGUCCAGUUGUCUUGGCAGCCCCCUGUUCUGGCAGAGAGAAAUGGCAUUAUCACCAAGUAUACCCUUCUGUAUAGGGAUAUCAACGUCCCUCUUCUUCCAAUGGAGCAGCUUAUUGUUCCAGCUGACACCACUAUGACACUCAAUGGCUUAAAACCAGAUACUACAUAUGAUGUAAAAGUACGUGCUCACACGAGCAAAGGGCCCGGGCCAUAUAGUCCCAGUGUCCAGUUCAGGACACUGCCUGUGGAUCAAGUGUUUGCAAAAAAUUUUCAUGUCAAAGCAGUAAUGAAGACUUCAGUACUACUGUCUUGGGAAAUUCCAGAGAAUUAUAAUUCUGCCAUGCCUUUCAAAAUUCUUUAUGAUGAUGGGAAAAUGGUGGAGGAAGUAGAUGGCCGAGCUACACAGAAGUUAAUUGUGAACCUGAAGCCUGAGAAGUCAUACUCGUUUGUGCUGACAAAUCGUGGUAACAGUGCUGGGGGGCUGCAGCACCGGGUGACAGCGAAGACGGCGCCUGAUGUGUUACGUACCAAGCCUGCCUUCAUCGGAAAGACCAACUUAGAUGGCAUGAUAACUGUGCAACUUCCAGAAGUACCUACAAAUGAGAAUAUAAAAGGUUACUACAUAAUAAUUGUGCCUUUGAAGAAAUCUCGUGGGAAAUUUAUCAAGCCAUGGGAAAGUCCAGAUGAGAUGGAAUUAGAUGAGCUGCUUAAGGAGAUAUCUAGGAAACGCAGAAGCAUUCGUUAUGGGAGAGAAGUUGAAUUAAAGCCAUAUAUUGCUGCUCACUUUGAUGUGCUUCCCACUGAGUUCACCCUGGGGGAUGACAAACAUUACGGUGGAUUUACAAACAAGCAGCUCCAAAGUGGUCAAGAAUAUGUCUUCUUUGUGUUAGCAGUGAUGGAACAUGCAGAGUCUAAGAUGUAUGCGACCAGCCCUUAUUCCGACCCUGUUGUAUCAAUGGAUCUGGAUCCACAGCCAAUCACAGAUGAAGAAGAAGGCUUGAUCUGGGUUGUAGGGCCUGUCCUUGCGGUAGUCUUUAUCAUCUGCAUUGUCAUAGCCAUUCUUCUCUACAAAAGUAAACCUGACAGGAAAAGGGCAGAGACCGACUCUAGAAAGAGCAGCAUACCAAAUAGUAAGGAGGUUCCUUCACACCAUCCAACAGACCCAGUAGAACUGAGGCGCCUUAAUUUCCAAACUCCAGGUAUGGCUAGCCAUCCUCCAAUACCUAUCUUGGAACUUGCAGAUCACAUUGAAAGGUUGAAAGCAAAUGACAACUUGAAGUUUUCCCAGGAAUAUGAGUCUAUUGACCCUGGCCAGCAGUUCACCUGGGAACAUUCAAACUUGGAAGUAAACAAACCAAAGAAUAGAUAUGCAAACGUCAUUGCAUAUGAUCAUUCCCGAGUUCUCCUAUCAGCAAUAGAAGGCAUCCCAGGAAGUGACUAUGUGAAUGCCAAUUACAUAGAUGGCUAUAGGAAACAAAAUGCCUAUAUCGCAACACAGGGAUCGCUCCCUGAAACUUUCGGGGACUUUUGGAGAAUGAUAUGGGAACAACGAAGUGCCACAGUUGUUAUGAUGACAAAACUAGAGGAACGUUCCAGGGUGAAGUGUGACCAGUAUUGGCCCAGCAGAGGCACAGAAACCCAUGGGUUGGUCCAAGUGACGCUGCUGGACACCGUGGAGCUGGCCACAUACUGCGUUCGAACAUUUGCACUUUACAAGAAUGGUUCGAGUGAGAAGAGAGAAGUGAGACAAUUCCAGUUUACCGCCUGGCCUGACCAUGGUGUUCCGGAACACCCUACACCUUUCCUAGCUUUCUUGCGAAGAGUGAAAACCUGUAACCCUCCUGAUGCAGGCCCUAUGGUUGUGCACUGCAGUGCAGGAGUUGGCCGGACUGGUUGUUUCAUUGUAAUAGAUGCCAUGUUAGAAAGAAUAAAGCAUGAAAAAACUGUAGAUAUUUAUGGCCAUGUAACUUUAAUGCGAGCCCAGAGGAAUUACAUGGUUCAGACUGAGGACCAGUACAUCUUUAUCCAUGAUGCGCUGUUAGAAGCAGUGACAUGUGGAAAUACCGAAGUGCCGGCUAGAAACUUGUAUGCCUACAUUCAGAAGCUGACUCAAAUAGAAACAGGAGAGAAUGUCACAGGAAUGGAGCUUGAAUUUAAGCGGCUAGCCAGCUCUAAAGCUCACACCUCAAGAUUCAUCAGUGCCAAUCUUCCAUGUAAUAAAUUCAAAAAUCGCCUUGUUAAUAUUAUGCCAUAUGAAUCUACAAGGGUAUGCCUGCAGCCUAUCCGAGGGGUAGAAGGAUCUGAUUACAUCAAUGCCAGUUUUAUUGAUGGAUACAGACAACAGAAAGCCUACAUCGCUACCCAGGGACCCUUGGCAGAGACCACCGAAGACUUCUGGAGGAUGCUCUGGGAACACAAUUCUACAAUUGUUGUGAUGCUCACCAAACUGCGGGAGAUGGGCAGAGAGAAAUGUCACCAAUAUUGGCCAGCAGAACGCUCUGCAAGAUACCAGUACUUUGUUGUCGACCCCAUGGCUGAGUACAACAUGCCACAGUACAUCCUAAGAGAAUUCAAGGUCACAGAUGCCAGGGAUGGUCAGUCCCGAACGGUGAGGCAGUUCCAGUUCACUGACUGGCCAGAGCAAGGAGUGCCAAAGUCUGGAGAAGGAUUUAUUGAUUUUAUUGGACAAGUCCAUAAAACAAAAGAGCAAUUUGGCCAGGACGGACCCAUUUCUGUCCACUGCAGUGCGGGCGUUGGAAGAACAGGAGUCUUCAUAACACUAAGCAUUGUUUUGGAAAGAAUGAGAUAUGAAGGUGUUGUAGAUAUCUUCCAGACUGUCAAAAUGUUAAGAACACAACGACCAGCCAUGGUGCAGACAGAGGAUCAGUAUCAGUUCUGCUAUCGGGCCGCACUUGAGUACCUGGGCAGCUUUGAUCACUAUGCAACGUAGAAACCCCUGACCCAUUUUGGAUUUUGACUGCAGGCCCUUCAAUAUCCACGGAGUCUCUUCUGAGCCAUACAGGGCACUUGAGAAGUCCUCUUAACUUCUAGCUAACUACCACUUAGUGGGACUAUUACACACAAAACAAAUUUAAAAAAAAAAAAAAAAAAAAAAACUCUUCCAGGUGGACCAAGACUUCAAUUUAACAAUCUAACCUGAAACACAAUAGAGAAUCCUGACUGACGAGGAAUCUGAAGGAUUUUAUUGACAGAUACCUCGAGGAUUCAUCUUCAAGGGAAGAAGAAAUCACAGCAAAGAACCACCAUCUUGUUCAGAAUUGCUCGAGAGGCGUGAGGAGGAAAUGCCAGAUGGUGCAGGGCCAGAUGUUUGCUGGUGUAGCUUCUUAUGAUAGAAUGGACUCUGCUUUGACAUCACCCCUUCCCACCAUACUGCUCAUAUUAACAUUUUAGGGGGAAAGGGGGGAAUGUUUCCACAAGAAAGUAUUUGAUUUAGUUUUUUAGUAUUGUAAAGAUACUGCUGACCUACCUGUGCUUCAUUUUUAACUGUGUAAACUUUUUUUUUAACAAAUGUAUCAUUCGAUA
Molecule: messenger RNA, 7184 nt
Organism: Condylura cristata (star-nosed mole)
Lineage: Eukaryota; Metazoa; Chordata; Mammalia; Eulipotyphla; Talpidae
Gene: PTPRD
Product: protein tyrosine phosphatase, receptor type, D
Exons: 46
Coding region: 841-6591 (1916 amino acids)
Biological process (GO): protein dephosphorylation
Molecular function (GO): protein binding; protein tyrosine phosphatase activity
Source: RefSeq, a predicted model, not a curated record